This is a messenger RNA of Branchiostoma floridae (Florida lancelet), 9095 nucleotides long. Its product is annotated as filaggrin-like. NCBI's taxonomy places the organism in Eukaryota, Metazoa, Chordata, Leptocardii, Amphioxiformes, Branchiostomatidae. The transcript has 2 exons. Bases 558 to 5921 code for a protein of 1787 amino acids. The record is from RefSeq and is a predicted model, not a curated record.
GUUAAGGUCACAAAGACCCAAGGAAAAGGAGAAGAAGACGAUUUGGAGGAAGUCUCGAGGAAAUUUUGCUGUGCAAGAAGGUCUUUGGGCAUCUGUGGUUGUUUCUGGAACAGUCGAGCUAUGUUUUAGCGCUGAUAGAGGUGGUUAUGUGCAAGUGUAAGGCGAUGUGUGUGGACCAAUUGGCAGGAAUUUUGUUUCUGCCUGGUGACCAUCCUUGACGGCAAACAAACAAACAAACAAAUAUUCAGCACAGCCAGGGUGGAAGUCCAUACUCCUGCCAUGCUGUGUGUUGAUUAAGUGCAUGUGUCAAGCUCGCAGCGUGCUAACCAAAUGCAGUAGUUUUGGUCAAACUUCUCACAAAGCCACUGGGACAACUUCAUAACAGGAGAACCUUUAGGUCGCACUCUGAGGACACAACUGAAAAACCCUCACACUUUGAAACUCCUGCAUGUAGCUCCGAAUCAAAUGACAACAUCCAGUCUUCAUGAUGGGAUUCCACCACUGUAGCAUAGAACUCUGAGUCUGAGAGCUUGCUGAUCUGAAGUCUGAGAAGCAGCAUGAGUCAGAGGGUGGUGCAGAACCGUCAGGGGUGGAACAGACGGGGUUCCAACCGACCCGGGCAGAACCCAGGCAGGGGACCCAACCGACCCGGGCAAAACUCAAGCAGUGUCCACAGCAGGCUGGGGGUACCACGAGCAGGGAACGGGCCAAACCCUGGGGCCAGGAGGUGGCAGAACGUGGACCGGAGAACUGGAAGAGAGGGUGGGUUCGUUCAAGACGCGAGGGAUCGUCUGGAGGAGAACAGACGGGCCUUGGAGUAUGACCAGCCUGGCUUCCAACAAGCCUUAAUCCAAGACAGCAUCUUUGUUGUAGAGAACCAAGUGUAUGGCCAAGACACGGCUGAAAACCAGGUGUAUGGCCAAGAUACCAAUGAGGCACUGCCUUUGCUACAAGUGGAGACUGCGGCACAAAGUGACGUGGACUAUCGCCGCGACAAUUCCUUACAGGUAACAGUGGAGCCCGGGCACCACGAUGUGGACUACCGGCGCGUAAAGGUCAAAACCUCUGAGGCAGGAAGCUACGAGCGGGAACCAAGCCCAGGUCAUCAUGGCUAUGACCGUUCCUAUGACGACCCGCGCCAAGAACCCUACCAGACCUACCCUGGUGACUAUCCUGAAGUUACUACCCGUGAGAGGUCUACUGAAAGAGAUUUCAUGGAUCCAUAUGACAGUCGUAUUGCACGCAGAGAAACUCCGGAACGAACCAACCUGGAUACAUUCGCUAUUGGGGCCGAAAGGGCAGGGGUCAGAGAUAGAAGCCGAUCUCGAACCCGUGACGACAGACAUCGGUUUUCCCAGGACAGAAAUAGGCGCUCCAGGGAAGGUGACCAAGAGCGGGACAAUGACAGGCGCUCUAGAAAUUCUGAUAGGGGAGAGGACAGGCGCUCCAGAGAAAAUUAUCAAGAACGUGACAACAACAGGCGCUCCAGGGACGUAGAUGUAGGAUUAGACAAUGACAGGCGUUCUGGAGAAGUGGGAGCAGGGUCUGACUGGGAGGCUCAGCUGCGAGAAAGAGCGCGGGAGUUUGGGAGGCAGCAGAAAGAGGAGGAAAGGAGACAAGGGCGAAGCAGCCAGGAGAGGCCUGACCCGUGGAGGGGGUCAUCUCGUGAGGGGCGUGACAGUCACAGGGCUAGUCAAGAGAGACAACAGAGGAGCCGCUCGUAUGACAGAGUACAGGCAGAUACGUAUGACAGAGUACAGGUAGACGCGUAUGUACUGGGAGACACGUAUGGCAGAGAUGCAUAUGGCAAGGUACAAGAAGAUCAGUAUGAUCAUGAUCAGUACAGGAGGGAAGAGUUGGUAGAUCCCAGCAGAGAUUACCAUCCUGAAGAGGCUGCAGGGAGUUACAGAGAUGACCGACCCUACCCUGGGCCUGGGUCACCACCCUACAAUGACCCUGCCUUUCCAGCUGAACCUUCCGCAGACAGGCGUGAUGCUCCAUACAACAGAAGAGACAGAAGGGGGGACCAGACACUUCAACAAGCCAGUCACGACGACGUCUUCAGGAACUUGCCACCGGACCAAACUCCUCACUAUGCCGUAGACGAAUAUGGUCGUCCAGUUGCCCCUCUACAUCACGAAGAGUAUGUGAAUCCCCCUUCGGGUCUGGGUAUCCAUGGCGACCGUAUCCAUGGUGACCGCAAUGCCAGGAGCAGCAGCCGAACUCCCAGCCCUGUAGUGUUGCAUGGGCGACAGGAGGACCUGUAUCAACUUGGCAGGAGGAAGGACCACUCCUCCGACAGUCUGUACUCCGAAGUCAGCUCCAAACACAGCCCGGAUCUGGACACCAGGGGGGAGUACAGGCCUGCAGACAGUAGGGCAGAUUACAGACCUACAGAUAGGAGGGGGGAGUACAGACCUUUGGACACCAGGGGGGACCCUUAUGGCACGGACUAUGGGGACAUGGAUAGACAGGAACAAGACUAUCUGUAUGAUGUAACAGAGAUGCGAGGUGGGGAAAGGAGAGGAAGUCCAGAGUAUCGGCCUUUAGGAGAGCCUGGUGGGGGAGAGCAACACUACCCAAACAGCCGAGACGACAGAAGGGAGGGGAUCGAUGAGCAGCACUCCUGGAACAGCCAAACGGAAAGAAGGGGCAAGCAGCACUCCUGGAACAGCCGAGAGGAGAGGAGGGAAGGUAGAGAUGCCAGGGCCCGAAGUGAUGCAGGAAGGAGAGAGAGACACACUGAAGAGAAGUUAGGGACAACAGAAAGAGACAGAGACUCAAGGAACCGGUAUGGGAGGGAAGAGGAUCCGGAGCAAUCACGGAGCCAUGAUCAAGGCAGGAGGGACUCACAAGGCAGGAAGGAACAACGUACAUCCUCCCGGGGUGGAGAUAGAAAUAGAAGUAGGGAUGGAAGAGACUAUGAACCAGAGAGUGAUUUACAGAGAAGUUUAGCAGAUGAGAUCAACAAGAUUCGGCAGGAGCCCGAUCAUAGGGACAGACAGCGGGGAAAAGACCGCAGGGGAAGUAGCAGGAGUGGUCGUGAAGACUCCCAGGGCCGUCAGCGCAGUAGCCGCGGAGAUUCCCGGGACCAGCAGCGCAGCAGCCGCGGAGAUUCCCGGGGACAGCAGCGCAGUCAGCAGAGUUACCACAAGGACUCAGAAAAGUCCACAGUUGGCAGCAGUGUCAGUAGAAGUAACAAGCAGCAGUCACCAUCAAAGCCGACAGAUAAAGACUCAAGAAGUGCGAAGCGUAAGAGGAGUCCUAGCCCAAGACGUAAGUCCGGUAGGAGACAAGAGGACUUGAGUGGAAGUCGUAGCUCGAGAGACAUGCCACAUGGUAAAGAAGGAUAUGCCAGAAGACAACGAAGCACAAAAGACGACGUUCGUGGAAAGGACAAUGACAGAAAAAGACAUGAGGGCUCAAGAGGCCAGUCUCUUGGAAGGAAAGAAGACACCAGACAAAGGAGAACUCGUGGUUCCAGUCCACAUGACCAACCCAACCGAAGUCAGCAGCAGGGUGCAGAUGAGGAAAGCAGUCAGCUGUGGCCUCUGCAGCCCCCCAGUACUGUGGCCCAACAGCCGGGCCAGUCUGCCUCCGAUUGGGCCCUGGAAACCCCAGAACUUCAAGGAGGCCUGCCACCAUGGCAGCCUGUUAAUACGCAGGGAAGUUACCAGGACUUUGGGAGGGAUGCAAGGUCUUUUUACCAGAGCACUCAGCAGAAUGUAGGAGAGGGGAGAGAAAGGGGGAGAACUAUUGUGGAACUACAGCCAGCAGUGGAAAUGGGUGAUGCCAACACCCCUGGUACAACAGCAGACCAGUGGGAACAGAAAAAUGCGGGAAGCAAAACAUCAGAAUCCCUGCCACACCAGUCUCAGGCAAGCCCUACCUCACAGAAGGGUGCAACUCAAUCAAACCUGGUGGAAAUACCUUCCUUUCAACAAGCCCAGGAAAUGAAGAAACAGAAAAACAAGAAGUCCCUGGUGGUACCGUCCACCCCCCAGCGCUUCCCUCCCAACAUGAGCUUCCCAGAGAAGCUGCUGGUCCUGGUGGAGAGCUACGGUGGGCGGACCCGACAGGAGGUGGAGACGCGCAUCCACAAGUACGAGAAGGAGGUGAAGGACAACUACCUGAAUUUAGGGAAGGAUGAGAACAACGACGACAAGAUGGUGGACCAUCUUGGGGAACACCUGCCUCCUGGUGGACUCUGGAAGCUCAAACUCCUCCGCAGGAUCAUUGUCGAGUGUCUCCCCAAGAGAACUGUAGAAGCCAAGAACAAAAUCCUGUGGAUGUGCAAGCAGCUGCUGUCGCCAGAAGGAAUCGAAGUGACAGAGGACAUCUUCACUGCACUGAUGGCAAAGAGAAUCACAAAGUUUGGCUCUAGGACUCCCACUCCAGCCACUGGAGCAAACUUGCAGCAGUUCGAGCCCAAACAGGUAGAGAAUGAGGAGAAGCGAGACAUGGUGGUGGAGUAUCUGCAGAGGCUGGGCGUGCCGGCGACGCGCGAGGCCGUCAACGGGAUGCUGAAAAACAACCAGAUGUUGGAGAACAUUGAGAAAACCUUCUGGAUCCCGCAUCAGGACCGCCGAUUGGUGGAGCGGUACCUGCAGCAGAUCAAUGUCCCCAUCACUCCCGAGGCCGUCGACAAGAUCAUGGGAAACCCAGACAUCAUGUUCGACUUGCGGAAGACGUUUGAGGAUCAGGAGUCCAAGGAAGAAGGGACCAUUUCCCAGCAAGGUAAGGAUGAUGAUGAACAGAGCAGCUCCAUGGCAACAAGCUCCAUGGCAACAAGCUCCACGGCAACACCAUCACACAGACCACCUGCAAGCGUGUCAAUGACUCAGCCAGGACCUGCCAUCAACAACACCAAGUCUGACACCUCAAGUGCAGGCUCCUACAAGUACCUCUUAUCCACUGCUCAUCAUCAUCAGGAAAGUCCUCCAGCAGCUUCUGCAGGAAGCACUGCAGCCUCUGUCAUGUACACGCAAUCCUCGUCUCACAUGUCCCAGGCCUCUACUCGGGGCCUGGCUGAGACAGACUCCCACCAACAGCGAGCACAAAACAACCCUUACAUAAGGAUGAUGUACAGUGAGCAGCAGAGACAGCUGGACAGUUCACAGCGGGGUUACAGUGAGGCCCAGCAGAGAGCAGAGGUGCAGCAGAGAUCAGAGGCGCAGCAGAGAGCAGAGGCGCAGCAGAGAGCAGAGGUGCACCAGAGAGCAGAGGUGCAGCAGAGCGGGUUGUACAGAGGUUAUAACAGAGGCGACAGCCUUCAACAGAGUGCAUCAGUAGAGUCACGUGGGAGAGCUCCCGGAAUGCCAGCUCAGCAGCAGAUGUACGCAACCACUGCAGCACCCCAGCAGCCCAUCUCUGAUCGGCUACAGCACCUCUCCGGGCAGCCCAUGGCAGGGACAAGAGCCAUCGGACCAGCUACUGCGGGACAGUUCCAGCACCAAACUGCACCUGUAGGAUCAGGUGUUUCAGGACAGUUCCAGCACCAGGCUGCAGUUGCGGGGUCAGGCGCCAUGGGACAGUUACAGCACCAACAUACAGGGGCAGGAGCAGCAUUUAUGGGACCAGCUCCUGGGGUACCAGGUGCUGCAGGAUGGUUACAGCACCAGGGCCCAGCCACAAUGGGGCAGUUUCAGUACCAGGGACCAGGCACUGCAGGACAGUUACAGCACCAAACUGCAGCUAUGGGACCAGGUGGCAUGGGAGAGAACCUGGAGAGCCUCCGCAUGUUCAUCAUGGACGUGUUUCGGCAGGUGAACCUUUCCUGGGUACCGGAGUCCACCGUGCAGGAGAUCCUGAGGAACCCGGAACUUGUGCAGCAGAUCCAGCGAUUCCGCGCCGUGGGCAUGCCACUCGAACUGCUCGUCAACUACCUGAAGCAGUGUCUACAACUGGUCAACCGUCCAUAGGAUCUGAAGCAGUGUCCACAACUAGUCAACUGUCUGUAGGACCUGAAGCAGUGUCUACAACUUGUCAAUCAUCCGUAAUACAUACCCGAAGCAGUGCUUACAACUCGUCAACCGUCCAUAGGAUUUGAAACAGUGUCUACAACUGGUCAACCAUCCAUACAAUCUGAAACACACAAUGUCUACAACUCGUCAGCCAUCCAUAGGAUCUGAAACAGUGUCUACAACUGGUCAACAGUCUGUAGACAAUUCAGCUGCCUACCUUUUGUGGCUAUAUCAGUCAAACAUGUCACAUGUUAUCACUUCAGAAAGACCAAGGAGGUGCUCUCAUGAAACCUUCUGGGAUAUAGAUGCCAUAUUUGGCUGCCUACUGAGUCUUAAUACAUCAGAUACGUCUUCAUAAAGGUAACUCUGUUCAGAGAACUGUUGGCAACUACAAACUUACUGUUAUAAAACAAACUAAUUUUUUUUCCAUGAACAAAUCAGCCAAGAACCAAAUAUGGUAUCUGGGAAAUGAUGACAUGAUCCAUUAUUAGUUUAUUGAGGAAGAAGGAUGGAAGAUGGACAAAUAAGUUAAGAAGGUAAGUAGAGGGCAUGAAGCAAGGAACUUUUUGACAGUCGGAACCCAAUUCAAGAGGAUGUAAGGAAGGUUCAUCUUUGGAGAAGAAAGUCCUUUGAUUAAAGGAUCCUUGUGCAAAAGACUUGAGGUGCUGUUGGACUGUAGAAUGCAACACUCUGGAAGAUACGACUCCAUCCAGCUUCAGCAAACUGCCCAGAUCCUCUGGUCACAGCAGGUCCACCGCGGGAACAGUUCAACUACUGGUAUCAAAGGACUAAGGACUCACUCCACACCUCUGUUGUGCAUAUUGUCAUUGGACUAAUGAAAGUUUCAGUGUUGUCCUGAAGUCGAGGUUAUCCAAGUGAUUUUUGUUGAUAUUGAAAGCCGGGGAAAUACACGGCACUUGUUACCUCACUUGAACAUUUCUAAAAUUGGAAUGGUGAAACCAUCUGUAGACUUUGUUAGUUGUAUAAGUGUAUGUAUCUUACUUUAGAACGAUUACAUUUACUAAGUAAUGAUGGGAGUGUUGAUAACAUUUCCUUCACUUUUUCUACAAAGAAUCUCCAUGACAUACUUCAGGUUACAUCCUGAACAUGUAAAUGACUAUCUGCAACAUUUUCUAUGGAGUAGCUUAAAGUCAUUACUCAAAUUCAGACAGUGCCAAGUAUCAGAAAGGUGUAAUAAGUGAUCCGUCUAAUAUUUAGUUUGCAUUGUACUUAGAGAUGUAUUGGGCAAUGAAGCCCUUAAUGUUAUUUAGAUCUCAUAAUGAUGGUACAUGGUGGUUGUAUAGAUCUACAGCAGUGUGACUAGUUUAGAGGCCAUGUAUAAUCCUAGUGAAUUUGUUGUGCCUGUAUCUCUAGCAUACACGAUCAUAAUUGAAAGAAAGACAAAUUUUAUAGCAGUUGGAGAGUGCAAUUCAUGGCAGCUCUUAGUUUCCAGCAGAUCUGUUGUAGUUCAUUAUUGUUUAAGUUAUCUGUGGUACUCUGAACUCUGUACUAAAAGGAAGCUGCAAGACAGAUUGGCAGAGGUAAAGAAUCAUCUAGAAAUCCUUGGACCAGAAUCGACAUGUUUAAUGAUGUUUCAGUAAGAUUUAAUCAUUGCUGAACACCUUUUUUUUUUGUUUCUAUAAUGGAGUGCCCUGAGAGCAGUGUUUUAUAGUUGUCUUUUACAGUAUCUGCCAACAUUCUUUGUGGUACUUUCGCCAUAUUGUCAUACAACGUACAUGUUAUAACUGUUAUAUAACUUGAUGUACUCUUAAGAGCACAAGGAAGGGUCAGCAAAAUAAGCUAGUUCAUUGAAAUGCAUAUGAAAAUGUCAAAGUUGAAGGCCCCUUGCAACAUAAAAGGAUUUGCCUUCAACUUUGACAAGUUCCCUACAAUGCUGUAAAUCUUACUAUCAUAAUGUUAGAAGAUGUAACAAACAGUGGUAACAGGCAGUGAUGUCUACAGAUGCCAAUCCGAUACAUGAUGGUAUCAAGUUGUCUGAACUCUGAUACAUAAUAUUGUCAAUUUGAUAUUCUAGAUCUUUACUCCGCAUAUAGCAGCAGGUUGUUAAAAACAAGUGAACAUUCUUGCGCAAAUGUUGCCACAUAUAAUCUCCAAGCAGAUGUAAGGGACAGGCACAUUCUUUGUGCUUUAUGCUAGUUUUUACAACAUUUGGUACGCUUUUCGGGUACUCCCUUUUCUAUGUACUCCAUCAGAAGAAGAAGAAGCCAAAGAACUCAAUGUUGCAAAAAUAUGUUACACACAAAAAAUGAGCCUACAAUAAUCUUCUGGUUCCUAUCUUCAGACAGUAGUGUUGCUUGGCACAGCAAAUGCACCAAAGGUCAUGGCCUAUUUAAUCUGAUAAAGGCUAGACAUGAUUAACAAGGUAUCCUUUGCACAAACCUUCCCUUUGUUUCAUCUGUGUUGAUAUUUUACAUUGUUGAGUAAUAAGCUGUGAUCAGACACAACAAAGGAGCAGUUGCUUGCUGUGUUUGGUCUCAGUUUAUAUCUCGGAAAACUGUGUUUAAUCUUUUCUGUUAUUAGUUACCAAUUGUGAGGGUAACUCUGGUGACUGUGCAACCAAACCUUACUUCAAGGUUGCUUACAGCUAUGAGAAUGAACAGAUAGCACUGCCAUGUAUGUGUGUCUGUUUCUAAUAACCGUUAUAUAUUAUAGUGUUUAUAACAUGGGCCACUGUAACUACAGUUCUUGUUAGUCAUGUAUCCCACCAAUGGCUCCAGUAUACUACAGACAGGCGUAUGUUUUGUAUUUGUAAAGCGGAACUUGAUCUUAAACAAUAAUACAGCAGCCAAGAUGUUAUAUAGAUCAGACAAGUCCAGACAUUUGUGCUAAGCUUGGUUGUAUAUGAGCAGCUGAGAUGCCUCAGUGUCACACAUUGCAGCUACAUUUUGUUAUGUUGAUUAUUUAGUAUGUGACCACCAGAGUUGUACGCCUGUUGUGUAAUGUCCUACACAGCUGUUGUAGUAUCGUGCGGCAAUGAUAAGGCCUGUGCUCAGGACUCCAGUGUGUUAUAUAGUAUAAAGUAUAGUCAUGUUCUAAACAGAUUAUACAGUAAGCGAGCAAAGUUGUACAACUGUGGAAAGACAGAAUAAAGUUGAUGCUCGUGAAGUGUUU